AUGGACACAUCAACUGCACCAGUCUCCCAGGAAGGAGAAGGCCAUCUUGAGCAUCGAUUCUCGCGGCUUACCAUGAUAGGCCUGACCUUUGGCAUUCUCAACACCUGGAUCUGUCUCGCCGGCUCACUCGGCAUCGUCAUGCCAUCCGGCAGUUCUGUUUCUUUCCUCUACGGCUUCGUCUUCUGUGUCAUCUGCAAUCUUUGCCUGUCAGCUAGUGUGGGAGAGCUGAGCUCGAUCCGGCCUACAGCGGGAGGGCAAUACCAUUAUGCGGCAUUCUUUGCUGCUCAAUUCAUAUCGGCGGCGGCAGUUGUCGGAUCGGACGGCGCAUAUGAGAUCACUCCAUGGAAGACGUACCUCAUCUUCUUGGGCGUAUCAACAUUCACAGUCCUGCUCAACAUUUUUGGCUACCGCAUUCUGAACCGGUGGAAUGAAUUCGCCUUGUUUUGGUCCGUCUUGGGAUGUAUUGUGGUAAGCAUUACGAUACUGGCUACAGGGAAGAAGACAUCUGCCAAACAUGUCUUCACAAACUUCACCAAUUCUACGGGCUGGAGCGACGGCAUGGCAUGGAUCCUGGGGCUCUUGCAGUCUGCUCUUUCAUUGAUUGGUUUCGAUGCGCCACAACGCGACGCUCCGCAAGCCAUGGUGGCCGCAGUUGGCAUUGGUGGAACAACGGGCAAUCUCUUCAUCUUAGUGAUGCUAUUCAGCCUUGUUGACGUUGACGCCAUCCUCUCCACCAACACAAAUGUGUCUGUCACAGAGAUGAUAUAUCAGGCGACGAGAAGUCGAGCGGCUGCAGUGGUGCUCAGCUGUGCUCUGGCUAUUUGCUUUGUUAAUGGGACGAAUGGAUGCGUCACCUCCGGAAGCCGAUUGCUGUGGGCAAUGGCAAGAGAUAAUGGAUCGCCGUUUUCAAAAUUCCUCUCCCACAUUACACCUGGCUUGAAUGUCCCAAUGCGCGCCAUUCUGGCGGCGGCAGUCUUCAACAUGCUCUUCGGACUGUUAUAUCUCGGUCCCACUGUUGCCUUUAACGCCUACUGCGCUAGCUGUACAAUAUUUCUGAACAUGAGUUAUGCCAUUCCUGUGACGAUCCUACUUCUGUGUGGACGGAAGCUCGUCAACAAAAACCGACCUGUUUUCUUCCUGGGUCACAUUGUCGGCUAUGUGGUGAAUUGGACAUCGGUGCUCUUCUUCUUCUGUUUCCCACGAUUCCUUCCGGUUGAUGCGUCCACAAUGAACUAUGUAGCCGCUGUCGUCGGUAUUUUCCUCAUUUUUGCCACUGGACUUUGGCUGGCAAAGCGCGGCCAAUACAAUGGACCGCAAUUUGAGAUCAUCCUGGGAGAAGACGUGCUGGCUGCAACUCCUGCGAUCGAAGCGGCCAAAGGGGGGAUGGAACAUCGAGAGCAGGUAUAA
Messenger RNA from Rhinocladiella mackenziei CBS 650.93, 1407 nucleotides. RefSeq lists its product as uncharacterized. Gene Ontology annotation, molecular function: transmembrane transporter activity. The transcript is spliced from 11 exons. Lineage: Eukaryota; Fungi; Ascomycota; Eurotiomycetes; Chaetothyriales; Herpotrichiellaceae. Bases 1 to 1407 code for a protein of 468 amino acids. Gene Ontology annotation, biological process: transmembrane transport. The record is from RefSeq and is a predicted model, not a curated record. Gene Ontology annotation, cellular component: membrane.